Molecule: messenger RNA, 978 nt
Organism: Arabidopsis thaliana (thale cress)
Lineage: Eukaryota; Viridiplantae; Streptophyta; Magnoliopsida; Brassicales; Brassicaceae
Product: Heavy metal transport/detoxification superfamily protein
Exons: 2
Coding region: 255-770 (171 amino acids)
Molecular function (GO): metal ion binding
Source: RefSeq, marked reviewed
CAAACUGAAAACGAAAUCACAACUAUCGACAAUGACUAAUUGAUGAGAAGAAAAGAAACAAAAGAAAACAAAUUUCUUCAGACUUUGUAUUCUACCAAACAAGAAAUCUAAGCCAAAACAUUCAAAGCGAUUUCUCAAGCAAAACUAGAAGAUGAAGGUAAGUAUUAUAUGGUUUAUGUAUGUGUUUUUAUGGCUUCUUUGAUUGACGUUACAACAUAUCAUUUUUUUAGCAAAAGAUCUUGAUAAGAGUGACUAUGACCGAUGACAAAACCCGAGCAAAAGCAAUGACAAAAGCAGUUCAGUUUAAAGGCGUGUCAGCCGUGGAAAUAAAAGGCGAUCACAGGAACCAGAUAGAGGUAACCGGCGUUGAAGUUGAUAUGAUCCCUCUUAUCCAAAUACUCAGAAAGAAGGUAGCGUUCGCAGAGCUUGUGAGCGUGACCAAAGUUGAACCACCAAAGAAAGAAGACGAGAAGAAAGGAGGGGACGGAAAGGGUGCAGAGGGAAAAGGCGGUGACCAAAAAGGUGGCGAUAAGAAAGGGCCAGAUGACAAGGAACCUCCGGAGCCAAAACCUGUGCCGUGUUAUCCAUGGCCUCUGCAGGGAUACGGUGUACCUUCCUCCUUUCCUCAUCAAGGAUACGGUGUGCCUUCCACCUUUCCCCAGGGAGACGGUGUACCUUCCUCGUUUCCAUACCCGUGCCAUCCGGCACAUCCCUACAAUGAUAUAGGGGAACCCGUUUACAAUCACGAACCCAAUUGCAAAAUCAUGUGAAAUGAGUUUUACAGAGGAAGAUUGAUAGAGAGAGCAUGAUGACCAAUGUUUUUUUUUUUAUUGUAAAGAACUAAAGAAGCACUAUGUUUACUAUUUAGUCAUAUGAAUAAAGCUCUGAGGCCACCAAAUCAAUUUACUGCUAUCUCAACAUGCUCUUUUAAUCUUUAUGCAUUUCCUAGUAAAUAUUUGUAUGAGCACAGCAAAAUCA